Messenger RNA from Ostreococcus tauri, 2823 nucleotides. Its product is annotated as unnamed product. The coding region runs from base 1 to 2823 and encodes 940 amino acids. The record is from RefSeq and is a predicted model, not a curated record. The transcript has a single exon. Lineage: Eukaryota; Viridiplantae; Chlorophyta; Mamiellophyceae; Mamiellales; Bathycoccaceae.
AUGGGCGCGCGGACGAGCGAGGUCGAGCGAGGCGCGAUCGCGACGGUGCGCGUGGAUGACGACGAGGGAGAGCGCGCACGGCGCGGGGUCGUCGUGCGGGGAGAGCGCGAGGAAGGCGCGGUGCAGCUCGCGCCGAGGACGAAGAGGGAAUUUCACGACGACUACUGGACGAAUCAGCACCUUAAAUUGUUGUACUUGGUGAGCAAGUACUCGAACUGCGCGCAGACGGCGCGGGAGAAGGAGCGAUGGGUGAGAAAGUUACCGCUGUUGGUGUUGAUUUACGAGGGGAUCGUGCAGAAGGUUUUCGAGUACGAUUACGCGCCCGAGUCGACGGUCGUGAAGAAUUCGCGGGUGUAUCUCAACGUGUCGCAGGAGGGGGUGGAUGACUUGGACGAUUUGAUCGAGGGCGCGCUCCUUCGUGGUUUGCGAUUGAGUAGCACGGAGCAUCAGAGCGUUUUGGCCUUUCAGAUCACCGCCGCGGGUCUGGCGUUGGUGGCCAAGCGCAUGCACGUGGAGGACAGGCUACUGGUCGACGAAUUGUGCAUCGCCGACGGCAAGCUCUUGCAAGUCUCGUGGGAGGACGAGAAGUUUUACCUGAGAAACGAGACGAUUUCGUUCGAAUCGAGUAUUACGGAUGUGGAGGACGUAUCUUACGUCGUAUCUCCGUAUCUUCCCUUAGCGCUUCGGCGAGUGGGCGGUCCGGUGACGUCUUCGAACUCGCAUCGUGCGGCAGAGAGCGCGGCCAAGGAUAGCACGAUUCGCGAUGAUUUGGACGAAGUCAUCACUAUUUCGAACGUCACAGUGUUGGUCGGCGAGUUCGUGCCGUUCGGUGUGAACCAGAUUGUCAAGCUCAACAUGAAGCUCGGAUCAAACGAUCGUUGUCAGGGCGGUUAUUUCACUCCCGAGAUAGACGCGCAGUCCACUAACACCGAGUGCGAAAUCCCCACGGGUUUGACGAAUGUGAGCAUCUUGGAUCACGAUAUGACGACAUUCGCCAACAUCGAGGCUCAAGUGUACUACCCAGAGGAUGAUGGUAUCAUUCAAGUCGAACAUUUCGGAAUUCACUUGCGGAAAGACGGGACCGUCGUGCACGGUCUCUUGAUUGAAUCUGUCAUGGACCGCAUUUUGGACAAUAUCUCUCUGGAUAACCUUGCUCGUUUGCUCGUAGAUGUACACAUGGACUCGAGUAAGAUUUUGGAUUCGCUUCUGAGCGAUCACCAACGAGAUUUACUUCGAACUGUUUUCUUGAAUCACUCGGAGCGACGCGACAAAAUCAACGUCAUCAUCGCUGAGCGCAUCGCUCCUCAGCAAGCUGCGGAUAUGUACAUGGACAAAGAUGCGUUCGAAAAUGAACUUCGACAAAUUUUGGGCGACACGCGCGAAGCACACGACCUGACCGAUCGUGACGUCGUCAUCACUGGCUCACAUGGUAUUUUGCUCAGUGGACCGAAUGCAAAGGCGCAAGAACCUGUGAUGCUCAUGUAUCUAUCCAUCACAUCGAGGGAUGUUUUCGUCCACAACGUGUUCAACCGAAUAUUUAUGACAGAUGACAUUCUCAAAAGCGUUCGUCUGAUGAUCAGGCAUCAUGAAGAGGAUCCGAACAGCGUGGCAAAAAUCCGCCGCACGCUUGGUGAGACUUCCAAGGAUGUCAUUUUACUGGAAGAGAUCCUCGUCUACCUGAAGGAAUCGAUCGAACAAGACGCGAGUAUUCACGCCACACCACAGACUGAGACUGGCAGACGCCUGUACAGCCUGCUCGGGUUGGAUGUUAUGAUUGCUGACCUGGAGGUGCGCGUGCUUGACAUGCAGAAAAUUGUCAUGGCGGCACGCAAAGAGAUUGAUGCGUUACAAAUCAUGGCGGACACCAUCGCGGAAUCCCACGCGCUGCGUGUGCACGAAGACAUUCGAGGAAACAGCAGUGAGAUGCUGAUGCAGAUGAAGUCCAACACCAAGCAAGGCACGAGUCUGUACGUGAUGUUAUUUGUUUUCUCAGGAAUACUCGCAUUUGAGUUGCUUGAUCGUCUCACGGGUGAAUGGAGCGUCGUGCACACUGAGUGGGCGAGAUCGUACAUCGUUGACCCAUUCAUGAACAAACCACUCGUUUGGUUCAUUCUCAGUCUCGUGGUGUGGGCCGGUGUGGCGUGCGUCAUGUACUACUUGACGAGAGAAAUCGACGACAAGUCUGCGGGCGCGAUAUCGUAUCGAAUCAAGGUAAACAAGCCUCUGAACGUCGAUGCGCUCGAUAAAUACUUGGCUUUUAAGUCGAUCAUCGGAGAAGAUGGUGUCGCGGAUGAAGAUACGACGCUUCAGCGAGUGAGAUGGCAGGAGGAGGACAUCACACGCUGGGAGGGCUACUUGCCAAUCAUCGAGCUCGUGUACGAUAUCAAGCACGGUUUUUUAUUAGAUGUGCAUCUCACGAUCAGUAGACGCGCUUCUGCGCCGGCAAAGUUGCGACCGGAAACAUUGAAGAUUCGAUUUUUCACUGAGUUACAAGAAGCUGCUGUAUUGACGCCGGAAGAUGCGGCCACGGUGAUAGAUAAUACCCGUCGUAUGCGCAUGAAGACGGAUACAGUCGAACAACACGCUACCGAAGGAGUGGCGGUUUGCCUGAAGGUUAAAGUCCCGAACGAACGGUACUACCGAGAGAUUCCGUUCGGAUGCCAAACAUACCUCGAGCUCCGAGAGCAAAUCGCGAUCAAGUUCAAGGUCAAACCCGUACAAGUGCUUCAGAUUUUCAAGGUUCCGGACACGUUGAUCGCGGACGACGAAGACGCGGUGCGAAUCCAACCGAACGCCGUACUCGAAAUUCUUCUCAAAUCCUAG